AUGCCACCAAAUCAGAAGCAGGCCACACUGGAGUUUUACCGAUCGCUGAAUCGUAAGCUUUCAAGGCUGCAGCUUGAUGCAGUUGCUAACAACCGGUUAAAGCUUUGGCUUCGGUCGCAAUUUAGAGAUACUUCAACACCAUUGUAUCGUAAACUUCAGGAGGGAAAGCGCUUUGACCUCACUUUAGAUAGCUCCCUGAACGGUCACUACAAAUCGGGUGUCAAAUUACUGCGGAUGGCCUACUAUGAUUUGAUCUCUUUUGAUGUACGAGCACCAAAAUGGCUGUCCGAUUUUGCCAGAGCUAAAGUUUACUCUGGGGCUCAAAAAGACCGAUUUAUCAACGAAUACGCAGGCAUACUAAAGGAAACACAUGAUGUUCACGAUUUUAAAAGUAUCCCAGGAUUGGUAGACAAGUAUAUGACUAACUUGCGACUAUCGGAGACAAAGUCUCUUCCUACAAAUCAUAGCAUUACAGAUAUUUUGAACGGUGUCAAACCGGCAGUCCGAAACACAGCCCAUGCAUCCAAAAACCACCUAUCUUCCCUGUUCAGUCAGUUGCGAACACAAUACAAACUCCAUAUAGACUAUGACUGGGCGUUACCGCGACUAAACGUCAAAUUGUCCCCAAAUUCAGCAGGCCUACCACUCUCACCAUCAGUGAGAAGAAAUAAGAUUUUAGCGAAGUUGCUUCAAAUAAAGCGCUUCAUCAAUGAGUACCCUCCGAUAAAGAUGGAAGAUAUGGAGCACUUGAACAAAUUCGUCAAAUCUGAGACAUUUGACAAUCAUCCAAUGAGCUUUGCUUACAGGAGGUUUACGCGAGACUCGUUUGCUUUGACUGAAAACGUAAAGUUCAGAUUGUCGAAGAUUAGAGACGUUUCAAUUCCACCGCCGAAAGACCUCUUUAGCUACUAUGUGAAUGUGAAAUAG
Messenger RNA from Ogataea haglerorum, 927 nucleotides. RefSeq lists its product as uncharacterized. The record is from RefSeq and is a predicted model, not a curated record. The transcript has a single exon. Lineage: Eukaryota; Fungi; Ascomycota; Pichiomycetes; Pichiales; Pichiaceae. The coding region runs from base 1 to 927 and encodes 308 amino acids.